AUGCAAUUUUUGAAAAGUGGAUGGGUGGCGGUAUGUUACUGCGACAAGGUCUGCAAUGAGCAAGACAGUUGGGCGGUGGUGGGCCGAUUGCUGGUCCGCGGUCCAAAGGGUUCGGAAGCGUGGGUGUUUGCCGAAGCAUUAACGUUCAAGUUAACGAUACAUGGAUGGGGCCUGUCUAGUGGCAACCGUAUCCUUAUUAUCGAUCACUUUAAAGACUGUGGUGUAGUGAACUCCACUCAAAGUACGGAUGUGAAAGGUCCCGUUAAUAGCGGAGCGUUGCUAUCGGGCAUAGGCAAUAUGAUGACGAUUGUACCAGCUGAUCCAAGUUCUUCGGGUUCCAUUAUAACAUUUGGUACGAAUGUGACACCGGUAGCACACGGCUUGAAAGAUGGUGACUAUAUUCAAAUCGAUAACGUUGUGGAGACGACCGUCGGAAAAAGCGCUAGCAGUGAGUAUUGUAUGGUCCUCUCUGGAGCGUCUGAGUGA
Molecule: messenger RNA, 486 nt
Organism: Perkinsus marinus ATCC 50983
Lineage: Eukaryota; Perkinsozoa; Perkinsida; Perkinsidae
Exons: 3
Coding region: 1-486 (161 amino acids)
Source: RefSeq, a predicted model, not a curated record